UCCAAUUUUAACAUAUGAAUACAUGUAGCAAAUCUGGAUGAAAUAAAAGAUAUAAUGAUUAAUGCUUCAGAUCCCUUGGAAUAUAUUCCAAAUGGUCGUUUAACAAUUUUAAAGCACCCAGAAUUUGAUACAACAGAAGCAUAUAAACAUGCAGAUAUUUUUCAGUCUACAACUUCAAAAAAAGUAUAUAAUACUGAUAUUGAUUCCAAAUCUUCUAAAGAUUUUUGGAUUCUUCGGGAUAAUGAAAAUCAUCAAGAAGAAGAAUUAUUUUGUUCUGGAAGACUUGCUAUUUACACGAAAGGGAAUCAAAUUACAAACACUUUACAAACAGCUUAUUGUUGUGAAACUGAUAUACUUCAUGCUGUUUGGUGUAAAUUUUACGUAAACGAUAAAAAUCAGAUUUUGAGAUCUAAACAGAACAAUUUUAAAAAAUCCAAAAAAGGAGUAGUUGAUUGUAUAUGCUUAUUUGAUUCAUAUACUUUGAAAGUUUUUACUGAAUUUGGAGAAAAUUACAUAUCUAGCUUACAAUUUAAGGUUUCUGCAGUAUGGCCAACUAAAUAUGGAAUUUUAAUAAGAAAAUCUAUUCCUUCAAAUUUUACAUACGGAAUAACGUCUCUUGAGAAUACAAAAAGUAUUUCUGAAUCAGAAGAACAAAAUUCUCCUAUUCUAUAUUCAUUAACACAUCCUUUGGAUGAUAUUAGUCCAGUACUUAUUAAACAUGGAUCUGUAUCAUAUUUUUGGGAUACAAAUCUUACCAUACUUUUUACGACCAGUGAGCCAUCGUUUGCUUUUAUUUUUGAUGCAAAAUCAGGAUUACAUUCAAUUUAUAAAAUAAGAAACGCUUCCAAUGAGGAAUGUCAAUGUAUAAAUAAUAGUGGAGAUAAUACUUCAUUAAUUUACAACUCUAUAUUCUCUUCAUCCUUACACUUUGCUGGAAAUAAUGGAUUAAGUAUAAGAAGUAAUAAUAAGAUCUGCAUUAGUAAUCUUGGUACCUCGAGUAGUCCUUUUCGUUCUAGAACUACUUCUUAUACAACAUCAUGUUCUGCUAAUAUAUCUUUGUCAUCUCAACAUCUGUCAAGGUCGCAUAGUCCAAUGGCUACAAUAUCUCGUUGCCAAUCUCCAACAAAUCCAAUUAUUACAACAAUGAGUGGUACAUCUUUAGGAUAUUAUACCCAUCAUAAUAGAUCACAUCAUACUUUAUUAGCAUUAUCACAAGGUCAAUCAGAUCGUAAUACAGGCUUUUACAAUAGACCCACAAAUCAAUUCCAAAACUAUGCACUGAAAGGAGGAGUAUUACCAGAAUUAUGUUUAGAACAUGUUUGGACAGAGAGUGUUAAUCUCAAUAAAGACAGUAAUAUGGGACAGGCAUCGAGGGUAUUCCUCACUGUAGAUUUAGUUGGACAAACAUACUUUUGCUAUUUGGUUCAGAAUCAGUGCCGUUUGUGUUUGAUUAGAUUAGAAAAAUCGAAUGACCCUGAAAGAAUUAUUCUAGGAAUGUUGACCACGAUAACAGCUAAGGAUGCAAUAAAUUUACCGAAGUUGAAUAUGAUUGUAAUUAUGGAAUUGAAUGGGACCAUGAGCAUGUAUUCCGGCACAUCUUUUGUUGGAAAACUACACGUUCCUAGUAUUAUUCCUAAUGUUGUUGGGAAUAGUUACGUGCUCUCGCAUUUUUAUACUCGAGAACUAUUAUCACCUUAUCCAAGAAGAAGUUCACUAAUUUCACCAAGUAGAUCAUCAACACCGCAUGUACAAUUUGAUGAAGGAGUACACCUAUUAAGUCCUGUCACUGGUAGUAAUUUAAAUAUAGUUGAUAAUUCAUUGAUUGAAAAUAGCCCAAUAUACAUAAAAAGUGCAGUUUCAAAUAAUUUGAUUUUAGAAUAUGGAGAUAAUAGUUUUUUUAAAAUUACUCUACCUACACAUAAAGCAUCACCUCUUGUGUUUAAAUGUCUACGAACACUUAAAAAUAUUUUACCUCGUGAUCUUGCAAUGCAGCUUCUAAUCAAAUGGUAUGUUGCUAGAAAUGCACCAGGGCCACAAGAUUUAACUACAACUCAAGAAUGGAAUUUAUUUUUAGUUAUUUUUUUUACGAUUUUUGGAUAUGAUGUCAAUAAAUUAUAUAUAACAAUGACCAAUGAGUUAGAUCAUACAACCGAACAUUAUAGCCCUAUGAUUUUAUCUAAAAAACAAAAAACAAUUAAUAAUGGCUCUACUAAUGAUUGGAAUUACUUGAUAGCUUCAGAAAUUACAAAUCAAACACAAAUUUUUCUUCACGAUGCAAUAGGAUUAUCUAAAUUAAAACCGAAUGACAGUGAUGAAACAGUUACUAUACUUGAUUCGGAAACAGCUCAAAUAGAUAAAACAACUGUUCAAUCCGGAUUUGUUAUACAUUUACCUUAUAUCUUAUUCUCAUUGCAUUUACUAUAUGAAGAGAUUAAAUUAAGUCGCAAUAUGUCUGAAAGUUCCUUUUUGUUAGCAAAAUUAUUAUAUCAACUAAGUAUGGAUUUAAAUUUAUCGAAUUAUAAACAACACUAUUUUUCGGAUUUUCCUACUUUAAGUAAAAAUAACACAGAGUUUCAAAUUAAUGAUACAGAGUUUCGUAAAAUUAUUAUACCUGAUUUUAUAUCAUCUAACACACCAGACAUAUUUAAAACGCUUUAUGAUUUAUUAACAUUGUCAUGUGUUCCUUCAUAUCCGUAUCUAUUUCAAAUUAAUUCUAUAAGUAAAACUUUAAUACAGUUAUUCACAAUGUUUAAAAAGCAACGACAGUUAAAUAUUUUAGAAUUUGAUCACUUGUUUAAAAUAAUUAAUCCAAUUGAAAAUGAAGAUAAUCGCAUGGAAAGAGAUAGUAAAGAAACAAUGGAAGAAAUUAUUAUGCACUGUUAUAAAACUGGAAUGAACAAACAACAACUAGAUAAUUUACCGUCUGGUAUAAAUUUCGUUCUUAGUAAUAUAAUUUACCAAUGCAGAGAAAAUCCACCGACUAAUUGGCCAUUGCUAGCUUAUGAAUUGAUUGACCGACAAGACUUAGCAGCGUUAGGAAAAAAUAUUUCACAUAACCAUCAUCUUGAUCAUAUACAAAAUGAAAAUGUAAAAUCUGAUGUCAACUUUAAUUAUACCGAACGCAAUGACGGAAUGGAAUUUGACUACACUAUAUUACGACUAAAAUUUAAUAAAGAUCAUAGAGUUCGAGAAACUCGAAAAUUACUCGAUUCUUCGGAACCAAUUAAAAUUUCUAUUGUUCAAAGACCAGAUGUAAGUGAUCAUGAGUUUAUUGAGGAACAAGAAAAGUUUUUACAUGCUUUAUGUACACGCACGAUGGCACUUCCAAUAGGUAGAGGAAUGUUUACUUUGAGAACAUCCAUGCCAAUUAAUACUGAACAGUUACCAAUACCUCGUCUUUGUUUAACUGGUAAAGCACCACCUCGUGGAUCAACAAUUGAAUUAACUCAUAUAGAUGUUCCGACUAAUAUGAAUUUAUGGCCAUUAUUUCAUAAUGGUGUUGCUACAGGACUAUGUAUUCAUCCAAAUGCUUCAAAUGUUGAUUCGACUUGGAUAGUGUAUAAUAAACAACAACAAGGAGAAUUUGGCAUUGAACACUCAGGAUUUUUAAUGGCAUUAGGACUUAAUGGUCAUCUAAAAAAUCUCGCUCCUUUCAGCAUGUAUGAAUAUUUAGUAGAAUGCCAUGAAGCCACUAGUGUUGGUCUAUUACUGGGAUUGUCAGCUACUCAUCGAGCUUCAAUGGAUGUGUCAAUGACAAAAUUACUUUCUCUUCAUGUAGAAACUCUUUUACCUCCAACAAGUAUAGAACUUAAUGUUCAACAAAAUGUUCAAGUAGCUGCUCUUAUGGGUGUUGGAUUAGUUUAUCAGGGUACAAAUCAUCGACACAUCGCACAUGCACUACUUUCCGAAAUAGGAAGACCACCGGGACCAGAAAUGAAAAAUUGUGUAGAUAGGGAAUCAUAUUCUUUAACAGCGGGUUUAGCAUUAGGAUUAGUUCUUUUAUGUUCUGGAACUGGUUCAGAUUUAGCUAAUAUUCCCGAUACACUUCAUUAUUAUAUGGUUGGAGGUAAUAUCAGGCCUUUCAGUGGUGCUCAAAAAGACAAAUAUAAAUCACCCAGCUAUCAAAUACGAGAAGGAGAUUCUAUAAAUAUUGACGUAACAAGCCCUGGUGCAACUAUAGCAUUAGGUUUAAUGUACCUUAAAUCGGGUAACCAUGCUGUUGCUGAAUGGAUGGCUGCACCAAAUACGCAAUAUCUUUUAGACUUUGUACGCCCUGAUUUAUUACUGCUUCGAAUUUUAUCAAAAUCUUUAAUUUUAUGGGAUGAAAUUGAACCGUCGAAGACAUGGGUCUCUAGUCAUGUUCCAGCUAUUGUUGCAAAAUACAAAUUACAAAAACCUACAUCUUAUAUAUCUGAACCCAUAGAUCUAGAAACAAUAAACCAAGCCUAUUGUAAUAUUAUUGCUGGCGCGUGUAUGGCUGUAGGUUUAAAAUAUGCUGGAACUGAAAAUAUGAUAGCUUUCAAAACACUGUAUCAUUUUUUAAAAAUGUUCAUGACUUUAACACAUAAGUCUGUCGCAGAACUCGCAGGAAAAGCUACAAUUGAAACUUGUCUUAAUGUCGUUCUAUUGUCUGCAUCUAUUGUUAUGGCAGGAACGGGUAAUCUAGAGAUUUUAAGAGUAUGCAGACAUAUUAGAACAAGAGUAGGACCAAGCAAUAGUGUUGUAACAUAUGGAUCACAUGUAGCAAUACACAUGGCGCUUGGAUUUUUAUUUUUGGGUGGUGGAAGUCAUACAUUAUCAAAUGAUUCAUCGUCAAUUGCAGCACUUAUAAUUUCAUUAUUUCCCAAAUUUCCAACUCAUAGUAAUGAUAACAGGUACCAUUUACAAGCACUCAGACAUUUCUAUGUACUUGCAACUGAACCAAGAUUAUUAUUACCAAAAGAUAUUGAUAAUGGAAAAUUUUGUUAUGCAAAAGUACGAUUAACUUACCAAUCUAUUUCUCAAAAAGAAGGUCAAAGAAUCGUUCUUAUAGCACCGUGUUUAUUGCCCCAGCUUGAUAGAUUAAGUAAAAUUGAAUUAGAUGACGACAGGUAUUGGAAAAUUACGUUUGAUAAAGAGCGAAAUUUUGAUCAGCUGAAAACAAUACUAAAUGCAAAUUGUGUUCUAAAUGUUAAACAAAGAGCUGGUUGCUUAUCACAUAUGGAAGAUCCGCAGGGUUUUCGUACAUUACUAGCUCAAACUUUAACAACUGAAGAUGUUAUUAUAUGGACAGCAUCAUUAAAACAAAUAACAUCUUUUACGACUGAUACAACAAUACUUAACUUUGUUAAUAGAUUUUUAAAAAAAGGGGAUUUGAGUAAUCAUGCACGAUGUGAUAAUUUUUGUAUGAAUAAAAUACACAAUCAGCUAAGUUCAUUGUGUUUUGCAUAUUUUCAAAACAGCAGUGUGGAAAGAGUAGAUAACCUUAAUCAAGUUUAUGAAAUCCCCCAAGAAAUAUCGGUAAUAGAAAAUCAUUACUUACAAAUUUUAAUAACUAUGACUUAUGAAUGCGUAAUUAGAGAUAAAAUAAAUUUUCUUCCGCUGUGGGUAAGUAUUUAUAAGAUACUUACAACAAUUGAAAAACAACCGAAAACGAAUCAGAUAUGGCAAAUUAAAUUUUUAUAUUCAUUUAAACAUUGCAACGAUUACUUUUAUGAACUAGAAAAAUUACUUAACAUGGAAAAUAUUUUUGCGAACAAACAACGUAUAUGCCGUAUUAUGGACAAAUGGGAAAACGAUCUAUCAGUAAUGUUGAAGAAUUUUUCGAAAAUUGGUCAUAUUCAAACUCAAAUUGAAGAUUUUGAUAAACUCGCUAGUUAUGUAUUAAAUUAUGAUAUACCGUGUAAAAUUGAUCGACUUGUUAUAAGUGCACCAGAAAAUCCUAUUAAAAAUAAAACAAUCCCAUGCCUAAAAAUAUACGGAGCUUUUAGAUUAAAUGCAUUGUUGAAAUUACAUUAAAUUCAAUUUCGUGUGAUAUUUUACAAAACAUUUAAAAACAAGUAAAUCAAACUAAGAGGUCAAGAAUACUGAUAGGCAGUAAAAAUAGUGAUUAUAUUGAGAGAAUUGCUCGCCAAAAUAUUUGUUAACAUUGAUUUUAUCUUAAGAUACUUUAAAGCAAAAUUCGUAUUCAUUAAUUUAAUACAAAAUACAA
Ceratosolen solmsi marchali is the source of this 6190-nucleotide messenger RNA. RefSeq names its product anaphase promoting complex subunit 1 (gene shtd). The coding region runs from base 55 to 5997 and encodes 1980 amino acids. Gene Ontology annotation, biological process: metaphase/anaphase transition of mitotic cell cycle; protein K11-linked ubiquitination; anaphase-promoting complex-dependent catabolic process. The transcript has 22 exons. The record is from RefSeq and is a predicted model, not a curated record. Gene Ontology annotation, molecular function: molecular adaptor activity. Gene Ontology annotation, cellular component: anaphase-promoting complex. Lineage: Eukaryota; Metazoa; Arthropoda; Insecta; Hymenoptera; Agaonidae.